Molecule: messenger RNA, 3241 nt
Organism: Patella vulgata (common limpet)
Lineage: Eukaryota; Metazoa; Mollusca; Gastropoda; Patellidae
Product: mucin-2
Exons: 7
Coding region: 36-1919 (627 amino acids)
Source: RefSeq, a predicted model, not a curated record
GUCUUAUGGAAUAAUCAUAUUAUUGAUUAUAUAAAAUGGUCGAUAUAAUGAUACCAUGGGUGAUAUAUAUCAUAUCUUUUCUAACAGGUUUAUGUACAGGCCACUUUAUGGGUCUAAAUAAUGUGACGGCCUGUUACACCAAUUUAGAUGAAUUCUUAGAGUUAAACUGUACAGUAUCGCAACAAAUAGAAGUCCGCGAAUUAUAUUUCGUGACAAAAAAAUCAGAUUCCACGGACUGCAAGCCACCUAUAGCAAAUGCUUCAUUUUUUGAUGGUUGCUGUAGCUAUAGUAACGAUGACUGUGCUGUAGAUGUAUUUACAGCCUCUGGUAAAGAAGACAAGUACAAUUAUAUAUUGCAAUCUUGCACUAGGAGAAAUGGUUGUAAAGAGAAAGUUGGAUGGAUAGCUAGUCAUGGUGCAUGCAAUGCUUCAAUCUAUUUUAGUUAUUCAACAUAUAUGAUGGCCAGAUACGAGUGUAUCGCAGAUGAUCUGAUCAUAGCUAACAGCAGCGACGCGGAAUUAACAAACCAGGUGAUUUAUCUUCAGAAUGGAGAAGGUACAUCACAAGUAGCAUGCACCGUAGAAAGCGCCUGUGGCACUACUGUGGUAAUAACAGCUAUUGAUGUUAAUUUGACAUGCGAUGCCGGUACCAUUAAUUGUAACCAUAACAAUGACUAUAGAAUCAAGGAAAUAUUGGAAAGUUCAGACCAUUUUCUACAGCUAGAAAUUAAUGUCACAGAGGGCCAUAGAUUUUGGAUACAGCUUAAAGCAAAUGAUUCGGUUUCGAAACUUACGGUUAGUUGUGGUGCGAAAAAAAGAAACACUGCACAAAAUUCAUGUGUUGAAUCAACAACAGCAAUAACAACAUCAGACACAGCGACAUCCAAUGUAACACUAGAUACAUAUAAUGUAACAACAACAGAGCCAGCGACAUCCAAUGUAACAACACCAGAGACAGUCACAUCCAAUGUAACACUAGAUACAUAUAAUGUAACAACAACAGAGCCAGCGACAUCUGAUGUUACAGCACCAGCGACAUCCAAUGUAUCAACACCAGUGACAUCCAAUGUAACAACACCAGAGACAAUCAAUGUAACAACGCCAGAUACAUCCAAUGUUACAAGGCCAGAGACAUUCAAUAUAACAACACCAGCGACAUCCAAUGUAACAACAUCAGAGCAAGCGACACCCAAUGUAACAACGCCAAAGACAUACAAUGUAACAACACCAGAGCCCACGACACCCAAUGUAACAACGCCAGCGACAGCGACAUCCAAUGUAACAGCGCCAGAGACUUCCAAUGUAACAACGCCGGAGACAUUCAAUGCUACAAUACCAACAACAUCCAAUGUAACAACACCAGAGACAGUGACAUCCAAUGUAACAACAACAGCAACAUCCAAUGUAACAACGCCAGUGAUAUCAAAUGUAACAACAUCAGAGACAGCUACAUCCAAUAUAACAACACCAGCAACAUCCAAUGUAACAACACCAGUGACAUCCAAUGUAACAACAUCAGAGACAGUGACAUCCAAUGUAACAACAACAGCAACAUCCAAUGUAACAACGCCAAUGAUAUCAAAUGUAACAACAUCAGAGACAGCUACAUCCAAUAUAACAACACCAGCAACAUCCAAUGUAACAACACCAGUGACAUCCAAUGUAACAACAUCAGAAACAGUGACAUCCAAUGUAACAACUUCGGGGAUAGUGACAUACAAUGUAACAACACCUCAACAAGCUAACCAAGAAUCUACGUUACCAAACACAUCUGAACCAGAUGGACGAACUAUCCUUAUUAUUGUUGUGUCUAUAAUAGGUGUGCUGGUUCUAAUGUGUAUCAUACCUCUUGUCGUGUGGUGGUGUCAUAUAAAACAACGGAAAAGCUUCUACAAGUUGCCAUCAUUAGAAAUGAAAUGAAAUUAGGUUUAACGUCCUACUGUUCUGCUCCGAGUGGGCUAACGUUGAUGGUGUCAUCGUUUGAAUCAAAUCAUCGAAGUCGAAAUGUGCCAGUUGCUCUUGUAUUGUUUCAACAUGUUGCAGUUUUGUGUGUAUAUAGUUUCUUUAGAUUUUAAAUACGGGUGCCGUCUUGGGGUAGGCAAUAAACAGGACAUUACAUGAAAUGGAGUUUAACGACCUACUUUUCUGCACCGACUGGGCUAAUGAAGACGGACAUACGCCGUGCACUCUGCUGUAAGGAAUUAUUUUCCGACCAGUGGUGGUUCCAUCUUCAUCGUAUUUUAUUAUUUUAAUGGAUUUUAAUCCCCCCAUUUUAUGGUAUCUUACUGUAUUUCAUAUUCUUUUAUAUAUUUUCCUAAUCACAUGUGUCCAAUAUUCUUUGUUUUACAAUUUAACAUGCAUAAGAGAUAAAUCUGCCUGAAAGAUCAUAUAAACUAUUAAUUAGACAUUUAUUAACAUGAAAAGACCUUAAUCAACUCUCGAUGACAUCUUAUCUGUUCGAUUUUCAUUAGAUUUGAAUCCGAUCUGCUGUUCAACGUCCCUUGAUGAAUAAACACGAAAGUGAACAUUGGGGACUUUAAUUUGUUAAUUAUCGCGACAGCGCUAACUAUAACAACCGUGGCUACAAAAAUUUAAAAAUGAGGUUUUCUCGGCUUAGAGUGAAGCAAUUUAAAUGAAAUUUUCAGAAUAAACCCUUCAUCUAGUUUUUAACCAUUAUAAUGAGAACUGCCAACUCGUUAUCGACUCUUUCAUAAUGUAUCUUAUAACUUGUAAUUAACGUCUACGGGCUAAACCCUUUUAGUUGCCAUAUUAUUUGACUGUAAAGAGGGAUUGAUUAUGGGAUCAAUGCCAUAGGUAACGCGUCUUCAGCCAGUUAAAAUAAGAGUUCAAGAAACGUAUUACAGAUAGAAACCUGAGCUUUGAAGUUAAAUGAUGACGUCAGCAUAAAAUUAUCAAAAACAUGACUUCUUGGAAGGAGUUAACUGAUAUAUAAUUAUAUUCACAAAGCCGAUAGGAAAUGAUGUUAUUAUAGAUUGGAUUCUAAUAUGAUAUAUAAUUGUAUAUUCACAAAGAAGGAAAUGAUGAUAUUAUAAAGGAUUAGUAUAUGUUAUAUAAUUGUAUAUUCACAAAGAAGAUAAAUAUGACUUUAUUGUAAACAUCCACUUCUUCCGUUACAUUUACUAUAAGCAUAUUAGAAACCUGACCAAUUGUUCUCUUAUUCUUAUAAUUAUUAGUAUUGUGUAUUUUCAUUUAAAAAUUUUAUUUGAUAAUUAAAGAUACUU